CAGUGCUGGAGAAGGCGAAGCGGGUCCGGGGCGAGUGUGUGUGUCUGUGUGUGAGACGAGAGGGGGAAGCCGUCUCUGCCCCCCUAAGAUGGUGUCGGCGGCCGCCGAGGGAAGGCAGAGGAAGGGGCCGGCAGCGAGCACUGAGAGGACGCGGAGGCCCCUGCCGCAGUGCCGGGGUCCGGGCCGGGGCCGGGCGGCGGCGGCGGCGGUGGUGGUGGUGGUGACAGGGAGGGCGAGGGCGAGGAGCGGGCGGCCUGCGCCGGGGCCGGGGUCUCGACCGCUCCUGCGGCCCCCGGCGGCGCCGCCGCCGCUGCUGCUGCCGCUGCUUCUGCUGCUGCUGCUGCUGCCGCUGCCCCUGCCCCGGGCGGCCGAGGCGGCGGCGCCGGGGGCCGCGGCGUCGGGUUCGGCCGCGGCCGAGGCCAAGGAAUGCGACCGGCCCUGCGUGAACGGCGGCUACUGCAACCCGGGCACGGGCCAGUGCGUGUGCCCGGCCGGCUGGGUGGGCGACCAGUGCCAGCACUGCGGGGGCCGCUUCAGGCUGAGUGGAUCAUCAGGUUUUGUAACCGAUGGACCUGGAAAUUACAAAUACAAAACAAAAUGUACAUGGCUCAUUGAAGGACAGCCAAAUCGAGUAAUGCGCCUUCGCUUCAGUCAUUUUGCUACAGAAUGUAGUUGGGACCAUUUAUAUGUUUAUGAUGGGGAUUCCAUUUAUGCCCCACUAGUGGCUGCCUUCAGUGGCCUGAUUGUUCCUGAGAGAGAUGGUAAUGAGACUGUCCCUGAAGUGGUGGCCUCCUCUGGGCAUGCUCUGCUGCAUUUCUUUAGUGAUGCUGCCUAUAACUUGACUGGAUUUAACAUCACAUAUAGUUAUGACAUAUGCCCCAAUAACUGUUCUGGUCGAGGAGAAUGUAAGCUCAGUGAUGGCAGCGACACUGUCAAGUGUGAGUGUUUAAAAUACUGGAAAGGAGAAUCAUGUGAUAUUCCUUACUGUACAGAUGACUGUGGCUAUCCAGAUCGAGGCAUCUGCAAUUUAAGUGGCGUUAGAGAAUGCUCGUGCUUCCCAGAUUGGCAGGGACCUGGCUGUGCAGUUCCUGUGCCAGCUAAUCAGUCAUUUUGGACUCGGGAGGAAUACUCUCAGCCAAAGCUCCCCAGAGCAUCCCACAAAGCUGUUGUCAGUGGUAACAUAAUGUGGGUUGUUGGAGGUUAUAUGUUCAACCAUUCAGAUUACAACAUGGUUCUGGCGUAUGACCUUGAUGCUGGGGAGUGGCUUCCACUGAACCAAACUGUAAAUGAUGUGAUUGUCAGAUAUGGUCAUUCUUUGGCAUUGUACGAGGACAAAAUCUACAUGUAUGGAGGAAAAAUUGAUUCAACAGGCAAUGUGACAAAUGAGUUGAGGGUGUUUCACAUUAAAAAUGAAUCAUGGGUUUUAUUGGCCCCCAAAGCAAAGGAGCAGUAUGCAGUUGUUGGGCACUCAGCACACAUUGUCACAAUGAAAAAUGGCCGAGUUGUCAUGCUGGUCAUCUUUGGUCACUGUCCUCUCUAUGGCUACAUAAGCAAUGUGCAGGAAUAUGACAUUGAUAAGAAUACAUGGAGCAUUUUACAAACUCAGGGUGCUCUUGUACAAGGAGGUUAUGGCCACAGUAGUGUUUAUGAUGCCAAGACAAAUGCCCUCUACAUACAUGGCGGGUAUAAGGCAUUCAGUGCCAACAAGUAUAGACUUGCUGAUGAUCUAUAUAAGUACGAUGUGGACACUCAAAUGUGGACCAUUCUUAAGGAUAGCCGUUUUUUCCGUUAUUUGCACACGGCUGUGAUAAUCAGUGGAACCAUGCUGGUAUUUGGAGGAAACACACACAAUGAUACCUCUAUGAGCCAUGGUGCCAAAUGCUUUUCAUCAGAUUUCAUGGCCUAUGAUAUUGCUUGUGAUCGCUGGUCAGUACUUCGAAGACCUGAUCUUCAUCAUGAUGUUAACAGAUUUGGCCACUCAGCAGUCUUGUAUAACAGCACUAUGUAUAUAUUUGGAGGUUUCAACAGCCUUCUGCUCAGCGAUAUCCUGAUGUUUACAGCAGAAAGGUGUGAAGCACAUCAAAGUGAGGACACUUGUGUAGCAGCAGGCCCUAUCGUCCGAUGUGUGUGGAGUGUGAAUUCAUCUCAGUGUAUCCCUUGGGAAUUGGCAACUGAAGCGCAAGAAGAGAGGACCAGAGCAGAAUGCUUUUCAAAAAGAACUGCUGAUCAUGACAAGUGCGAUCAGCACACGGACUGUUACAGCUGUACCGCCAACACGAAUGACUGCCAGUGGUGUAAUGAUCAUUGCGUCUCCAUGAACAGCAACUGCACUGAAGGCCAGGUUUCUAUUUCCAAAUAUGAGAAUUGUCCAAAUAAUCCAAUGUAUUACUGUAACAAGAAGACAAGUUGUAAGAGCUGUGCCAUGGACCAGAACUGCCAGUGGGAACCCAGGAAUCAAGAAUGUGUUGCUUUGCCUGAGAAAAUCUGUGGUGCUGGCUGGCAUUUGGUUGGAAAUUCAUGUUUAAAAAUUACGACCACAAAAGACAAUUACGACAACGCUAAAUUGUCCUGCAGGAACAUGAAUGCUUUCCUGGCUUCUCUCACCACCCAGAAGAAAGUGGAGUUCGUUCUUAAACAGUUGCGCUUAAUGCAAUCAGCACAAUCGCUGUCCAAAACAACCUUGACCCCAUGGGUAGGACUCCGGAAGAUCAAUGUGUCAUAUUGGUGCUGGGAAGACAUGUCCCCAUUUACAAAUAGUUUACUUCAGUGGCUGCCAUCAGAACCAAGUGAUGCUGGAUUUUGUGGAAUCUUGUCAGAGCCUAAUGCCAGGGGCUUGAAGGCUGCAACCUGUAUCAGUCCACUUAAUGGAAGUAUCUGUGAAAGGCCUGCCAACCACAGUGCCAAACAGUGUCGUACUCCCUGUGCCUUGAGAACAAUGUGUGGAGAGUGUACCAGUGGCAGCUCAGAGUGCAUGUGGUGUAGUAACAUGAAGCAGUGCGUGGAUUCAAAUGCUUAUGUGGCCUCUUUUCCAUUUGGCCAGUGUAUGGAGUGGUACACCAUGAGUAGCUGUCCCCCGGAAAAUUGUUCUGGUUAUUGUACUUGUGGUCACUGUUUGGAGCAGCCUGGCUGUGGUUGGUGUACUGAUCCGAGCAACACUGGCAAGGGGAAGUGCAUUGAAGGCUCCUACAAAGGGCCGGUGAAGAUGUCAUUGCAGGCAUCCACAGGGAGUCCCUUUCCACAACCACUUCUUAAUUCUAGCAUGUGUCUAGAAGAGAACAGAUACAACUGGUCUUUCAUCCAAUGUCCAGCGUGCCAAUGUAAUGGACACAGUAAAUGUAUCAAUGAAAGCAUCUGUGAAAAGUGUGAGAAUCUAACAACUGGCAAACACUGUGAGACAUGUAUAUCAGGCUUCUAUGGUGAUCCUACUAAUGGAGGAACAUGUCAACCUUGCAAGUGUAAUGGUCAUGCUUCCCUCUGUAAUACAAAUUCAGGCAAGUGUUUCUGCACCACCAAAGGAAUCAAAGGAGACGAAUGCCAAUUAUGUGAAGUAGAAAAUCGUUACCAAGGAAAUCCUCUCAAAGGAACAUGUUACUAUACACUUCUUAUUGACUAUCAGUUCACCUUUAGUCUAUCCCAAGAGGAUGACCGUUAUUACACAGCUAUCAAUUUUGUGGCUACACCUGAAGAACAAAACAGGGACUUGGAUAUGUUUAUCAAUGCCUCAAAAAACUUCAACCUCAACAUUACUUGGGCAACAAGCUUUACAGCUGGGACACAAGCUGGAGAAGAGAUGGCUGUUGUUUCAAAAACCAACAUUAAAGAGUACAAAGAUAGCUUCUCCAGAAAGUUUGAUUUCCGCAGCCACCCAAAUAUCACUUUCUUUGUCUAUGUCAGCAAUUUUACCUGGCCCAUCAAAAUUCAGAUUGCAUUCUCUCAGCACAGCAACUUUAUGGACCUGGUACAGUUCUUUGUGACCUUUUUCAGUUGUUUCCUCUCUUUGCUGCUUGUGGCUGCUGUGGUUUGGAAAAUCAAGCAAAGCUGUUGGGCUUCAAGGCGGAGAGAGCAACUUCUUCGUGAGAUGCAACAGAUGGCCAGUCGUCCCUUUGCCUCCAUCAAUGUUGCCUUGGAAACAGAUGAAGAACCACCUGAUCUUAUUGGAGGAAGCAUAAAGGCUGUUCCCAAGCCCAUUGCACUGGAGCCCUGUUUUGGUAACAGAGCAGCAGUCCUUUCAGUGUUUGUGAGGCUUCCUAGAGGCCUGGGAGGAAUCCCCCCGCCAGGACAGUCAGGACUUGCCGUAGCCAGUGCACUGGUGGACAUUUCUCAGCAGAUGCCAAUUGCUUACAAAGAGAAAUCAGGAGCCAUGCGAAAUCGGAAACAGCAGCCACCUGCACAGCCUGGAACCUGCAUCUGAUGGUGGAGCAUGAGGACUGUUCCUGAGGAACCUCCCCACCUCAGUCUCCCCAGUUGUGGGAGGCUCUUCUCCACCAACUAGAGCCCAUGAUGAGGACUGAUAGAGAAUCAGCACAUCCACAAGUCUGAAGAGAAGAAACUCAGGUUUGCCAAAUGGAGUGAGCAAUGAGGGGCAGGAGGAAAGGACUCUUAGAAACUGGAAGUACUGCAGUUUUUUUCCCCCCAUUUUCUUAUGCUCUGUCUCUUAAUGUCCAUAGUAGCCAGUGGGAAGAAUCACUCCCACGCUACCUCAGCAAGGCCUAGGCUGUGACAGUGGACUAGAAGAACUUCUUUCCCAGCUCAUCUCAGCACCGCUCUGGUGGUGAGGGAGGCAUACCUUGGGCAUUUGGGCAGCCUAAGACCUCUGAGAACAAAUGCCUUGGGGAUUAUCUCCGAGAUGCAACCCUGAAGAAAUGCAACAAUUAGAGAGCUUUUUCUGUUCUCCCACCCUUAUAACCCACCCUACUCUUUGUAAGAUCCCCAGGAAAGCUUUUUUUCUAGAAGUCUUUUUUUGGGGGAAAAAACCCAACAAUAACACUAUCUAAUGUACAAAUGAAUUACCUCCAAUAGACUCAGUUCUCCGAGAAUGGACACUUUCCCCUUCACACAAUACUGGCCAAGAGCAAGGGUAUAUAACCUCUGAAGGUCCCUUUCAACUCUUCCUCUGUGUUUCCAGGUGAACCCAGAGAAGGAGACCCCACAGCCCCCUCUGCCUAAGAUUGUCCAUCCAGCUUCUACAGGAGGUGCCAUUUAUGUAAAGACCUUGAGAGUGAUCCAGGCCUGUGUUAGGAAUGGGGAGGUGGGGAAAGAAGCUGUGGCAGCUGCUCUUGCAAGGAGGUCACCUCAGCAUUGACUCUGAGGACUGACUUUCCCUUUGCAGAGAUAUCUUCUCUGUGCCUCUCCCUCGACACCCUUCAACAACCCCCGCCCCUUCCUCGCUAAUGUCAUUGUUGGAAAAGUCCUGCCACAGAGGGGCUAACGAGCAGCUCUUCAGUGAUUUACAGGAGAGCACACAAGAGGAAGCAGGAAGUAGGAGGCAAGGCAAGGAGAGCCCUGCGACAGACCAAGAGUUAGGAAUCGCCCUGGGCUUACAGCCUUCCUUCGUCUGCUCUCUGCCAGCACUCGGAGUGUCUGGGGGAUUGUCAUGUCUCUGCCUCAGCCCUGCUACCUUCAGCAAACCCCUUCAUCCAGACUUAAAGUUCAGCUGGAAUGGGGAGAAGCGAAGUCUCUGAGGCUGACGUCUCACUCCUCAGCCAGCUUCGCGGCUCUGGAAACAGGCCCAUCUGUCACCAGAGAGCCUGUGAAUAAAUGAAGACCAUUUUAAUGACACAGCUAAAUAAUACAGAGGCAUCGUGUACAAAAUGCCAAAUCUUUGAAAAUGCACACGAAACAGAGAAACUGCUCAUGUAUUUUUGAUGCAUUGUAAAUGAUGCCUAAGUUUUGUCUUAAUAACAUGCCCCAGUGCUAAGUACUGGGUAUCUUUCGGAGCUCAGAGAAGUCAUCCAGUUAGAUCCUGAUGCUCUGCCAAUUGAGCAGGAAAAAUAUCCCCAGCAUGUUGAUGCAUUUAAAUGCAACUCAUUUCAAACAAAAUAUCUCAAUAACGCUUUUCUCCUACUUUAAAAAAAAAAAGGGAAGAAUCAGGCAGUAAGUCAACUUAAUGCAGCUGUUCCUCAGGAGAAUGUUGAAAUGAAGCCGGUUUAGCCUCUUGUCCUCGGAAUUGGCCCAAGCCUCCGUUUGCCAGGGGGCCUUGGUGUCAGGGCAGAGGUUGGAUGCCCUGAGUUUCAGCCCUAGAAACAUUUCCGUUGGUUUUUAUAGUUGAAGUAUUGUGAGACAUGGAAGCAAAAAUUCCAGAGCCAUGUCUUAGAUGGUUGAAAUUCGUGGUUGUGGCUUUGUUAGGUUUCUAAUGGAAAUUUUCCAGCCUUUUAGCUUAACGCAUGAUAAAGAAUGAUGCCUUUGGGCACUGAAAAACAAGAGUUAUUUUUAUUUGGUUAUUUUGUUUGCAAAUACCUCCUAUUUUUCCAACAAAAAUUUCAUAAGUGUUUGUAGCCUUUAUGUGCAGCAGCCAGUAACACCCCUGUUUACUUCUUUCCUCUCUUCCUCCUUCCCAUAUUUUUAUUUGCCUAGGAACUUGCAGUCUGUUCUCUGGGUACAGAGAGACUGAGGUCCCUUCUACCUCUCCCUAAGGCCCAUCAGCCCAAGAAAAGGGCAACCUGAUUGCUGUGAGAUGCGCUGGGAGAGAAUCCUAGGCCCACAGAUUUUCCCAGGUCAUGUGUGCAAGGAGGAAAAAUAGGGCUGGGCAGGGAGGUCUCUGGGUAAAGGGGACCAGAACAUUGAGUCACUGACCCUAGAAUUGAAAGUGAAGCUUUUUCUAGUCCCUCUUCUGGGAAAGUUGUCAUUAGCCUGGUGUAGAUCACGUGCACACUCACCUUGGAAUUGGGGUGACUGGGAAGAGGAGGUUGGCGUGGCCUAGAGGAUCAUCGUACCAACCAGUAGGAAUAGAUAUUUUACUUUAAACAGCUACUGCACAGCUUUUUAUCUUGUUUGGUCAAGUUCAAGUUUAUUGGGGGUUUCUGCCAACCAAGCACACAGUUAAGGCAAAGAGUCAGGUUUUUCACUUCCUUACCUUUAUCAGACAUGCAUUUCCACAGGUACCUUUGGGUAGAGUUAAGCAAGUGAGGUGGUAGUGAUUGAAGAAAGUAAUAUAUUCCCUGUAACAGGAGGUCUCUCAGGAGAGGCUGAACGAGAGCACUGAUUAUGAGGGGUGGGGAUGUAGAGGGGAUUUUUGCCCAGUUUGGACCAGAUGCCCUCCAGUUCUGAGAUUCUGUUCAGUGGAAAGGUCAACAGCCAAACUAUAGAAUUGGCUUUGACUUCUACCUGGACUAUGGAGAAGGCCUGUGAGAGAGGCCUCCCAUGCCCCGGUAAGCCAGAUUCAAGGGCAGGGGUAUGAACAGAGGGAAGAAAUAGGUUGAUCAGAGGCAAAUUAUGCUCAGGAUACUUGCUGUCUCUUCCACUUUGGGGCUCAAAUGACAGUUACCCAAUUUACUGAACUUUUCUUAAACAAUAAAAAUUCUUGUGCAUGUCUUCCAGGUACUGUAAUUAUCCCCAAGAGACGUUUUCCCCCUGAUUAGUAAUUCACACUAAUAAAAGCUCUGCCAGGGAGGAAAAAUUGUGUAAUCACCUGUAAAAUCUGUCAGUCUACCCUUUUAAAAGAAAUCCUGAGAGAGAUUCCCACUUAUUCUGAAUUUGGACCUAGCACACAUUAACACUAGUGAAACCUAUUUCCUUGAACUAAUUCUGUCUUUGGAAACUCCUUGGGUCUGCGGUUAUUUCCAGUUCUUCUGUGUUCGGACUCCAGCUUAGUUUGUUAAUAUGUAUAAUUUCGCAUUGAUUGCACUCAUAUGUAAAUACGGAGUAAGUAUUGUAAACUAUUUCAUUGCUGGGGAUCGUGGGUGUUAUACAUACACAAGUUAGGACUGCAACUUUUUGGUAUUUUUUUGUAUUGUAAGAUAACAGCUAAUUUAAGCCGGAACAAGAGAAUUCUGGGAGGUCUGUGCAUUUUAAACACAAAUGUGAAGUACAUGUAUAUAAACAAAAAGUAAAUACUGUAAUACAAAAUUUCCUUCGGAAAUAAAAGUAGAAGAUCUGGUUAAAGUGGGCCUUUUGGCUCUAAGUAUUUGCUCUCACA
Phascolarctos cinereus (koala) is the source of this 8134-nucleotide messenger RNA. The record is from RefSeq and is a predicted model, not a curated record. NCBI's taxonomy places the organism in Eukaryota, Metazoa, Chordata, Mammalia, Diprotodontia, Phascolarctidae.